Molecule: messenger RNA, 2280 nt
Organism: Cuscuta campestris
Lineage: Eukaryota; Viridiplantae; Streptophyta; Magnoliopsida; Solanales; Convolvulaceae
Source: the annotation of a GenBank genome assembly
CUACUCUCCUUUGGAUAUGUACAAUUUCAUAUUCUCCAAACAAAAUCUAAAGUGUCACACCUUUUACUACAUCCUUAUUACUCCGUAUAUAUAUAAGCUCGGGCAGAGGGCAUUUCGGGACUAUUUCACAAAUUCCAUGGAGAACCAAUUCAAACACAAGAUUGCCAGCAUUUUCCGAUCAUCUUUCCGGUCAUGCAAGACCAAGAACAUCCCGGACGACAUCGAAAACAUCGACAUUCUUAAGCCCGCCUCUCCUCCCCGCUUAUUCUCCGACCAUCUCAAUUUGCUCUCGAGGAACAAAAACUCCCCUGAAUUUCCCCCGGCGCCUCUGCCCCCCCGCCGGAGAAAUACCAAAUUCCCGCGCCGCCGCAGCACAAGGAAGCUGGGUUUGGAUUUCCAAGACUUCCCGGAGGUCCGGUACAACGGGUUGUUCAGCAGCGAUGAGGAAACAGAGGAAGACGAAGAGUUCCCCGGAGACGACAAAGACACUCUGUUCUCCUCCGAGUUUUCCGGCGGGCGCAGGGCGGAGAGCAGGAGGAGGAGGUGGCGGCGGAGGAGGGCGGCGGAGGACAGAGUGAAGGUCACGAGGGCGGUGGUGAAGCAGUCGAGAGAUCCGCACGGGGAUUUCAGAGCAUCCAUGCUGGAGAUGAUAAUGGAGAAACAGAUAUUUGGAGCCAAAGAUUUGGAGAAGCUUUUGCAGUGUUUUCUUUACCUGAACUCUCUCCAUCUUCAUGGGGUCAUCAUUCAGGCCGUGCUCAUGGAAAUUGAAGGCCCCGAGGGUUCCGUGUACGCGAAUGGUGUUUUUAAGCUUAAAAUCCAAAUUCCCGAAAGGUACCCGUUUCAUCCUCCUGUUGUGACCUUCGUUACUCCUAUAUAUCAUCCGAAUAUCGACAAUGGAGGUCGCAUUUGCUUGGAUAUACUCAAUCUUCCUCCAAAGGGUGCGUGGCAACCAUCUUUGAAUAUUUCAUCUGUUUUGACUAGCAUUGGGUUGUUGUUAAGUGAACCAAACCCUGAUGAUGGCUUGAUGCAUGAUGCUAGUAAGGAAUACAAAUACAAUAUGCAAGCUUUUUAUCAGAAAGCAAGAUCCAUGACAGAAAGGUUUGCUAUGCCCCGAGCAAGUGAAGAUGGUGCUUAUGUUUCUCACAUAGAAAUUCAAACUCGAACAAGUCCUCGCACAGAAAAGCUGCAGGUUGACGAUAGGAGAUCAGAUGUGCCAAGCUCUUACUCAAUUCAAAGCCAAAAUAGAUUAAGUGGUGUUAGCAGAAAGUUGUCUCUGGAUUCUUCAGGAUCAAAGCUGCAUAAUGCUGGUACUGUGGUAGUUGAAGUGGCUGAGUUGAAUCACUAUAAAGACUCAACUAAUAAGAAAGUGAAUGAAAUCUCUGCUAAUGAUGACUUUGACAAUCACAUUGAAUCCGAAGGGUUAAAACGGAAGACAAUCACUGUGGAGGGAGUGAAUGGGAACCCUGUUCAGUAUCCAUCUGACAAUCAGAUAGAGUCCGUAUAUGGAAUGGGGAGUGUGGAUAUAAGCUUGAAGCUGAAACAGUCACUAAAACACAACGAUUCGAAACCACAAAGUGGCAAGGAAUUGCGCACCAUAUCUCAUCCAUCAGAUAUUCCACUGCCUGAAACCGCUAGUCAUCCCCGCAUGGACACUGCCGAUAGAAACUUAAACAUGUUCACCUCAAUGAAGCACAAAAGGCUUGGUUUAUCUGGUAGGAAAAUGACUUUGGGGUCAUCGCGAUCAUCUCAGAGCCUGCAAAAUAACAAAGAGAAUCUAAUCUCUUCCAGCAGCUUUGCUGAUUCAAAGGCCAAUUUGCAUUCUGAACCAUUGGACUUGUGUGCAAUGUCAGAAGGCAGUGAUUUUUACGGUCAUGCGGCGAAGUCUUCUGCCAUAGGUGGCAAUAAGCUGGGCGGGAAUCUGCGAAGGCAACCUUUGCAAUCUAAUGUACAUCUGCAAGAAAGUGAUGAAACUAAUCUCCAACUGCUCCAGAAACAGCAUGAACAUGACAGAGAGGAAAAACUGCACACAAACAUCAAAGAAAACAAAAUAGCACAACCAACAUCUGAUGAUCCAGUGAUUGUAUUGGACAGCGAGGAUAGUGGAGAUGAAAGGAGAUUGUCUUCAAGGUCUAAACUGUCACUUGUACGAAAACGUUUGCCAACAAAGCAAAAAGUUAAAGCAUAGAACUUCCUGUCUGGUGGAUAGUUAAGGUUUAAGGAAAGGAGCAGGUCUGGUUGCCGUUUGGACAUUUUAUGCACAGGAUAUGAUGCCUAUUAUCG